Molecule: messenger RNA, 1482 nt
Organism: Gastrolobium bilobum
Lineage: Eukaryota; Viridiplantae; Streptophyta; Magnoliopsida; Fabales; Fabaceae
Product: lanC-like protein GCR2
Exons: 6
Coding region: 55-1290 (411 amino acids)
Biological process (GO): peptide modification; carbohydrate metabolic process
Cellular component (GO): plasma membrane
Source: RefSeq, a predicted model, not a curated record
AUUUCUACACUCUUCUCUUACGCUCGCACUGCUGUUUGGUGCCUUUGGUUGGUGAUGGCCGAUCGAUUCUAUCGCAACGAUAUGCCACGUUUCGUGGCAGAGACCACACUUGAAGAACAACAACAAACUCCAACAACAGAAUCACUCAACACCCUUCUUUCUCUUCCUUCCCAAACGCUCUCUGCAAAGUUCCAAUCAGCAGCAUUUCACUUGAAACAAUCGGUGGUGAGGGAGACUUGGGGUUCGAGUGGGAAGCGUGUGAAGGACUAUACUCUUUACACUGGGGCUCUUGGUACAGCGUACCUGGUUUUCAAGGCCUACCUAGUAACCAAGAAUGGGAAUGAUCUUAAGUUAUGCUCAGAGAUUGUUAAGGCUUGUGAUUCUGCUUCAGCAAUUUCUGGUUGCAGCCGUGUGACAUUCAUCUGUGGGCGUGCUGGUGUUUGUGCUCUUGGUGCUGUCAUAGCUAAGCACAUUGGUGAUGAAACACUACUUAACUAUUACCUAAGACAAUUCAAAGAGAUUGGGCUACCUCGUGAUUCGCCCUAUGAGCUAUUGUAUGGCAGAGCAGGUUACUUAUGGGCUUGUUCAUUCUUAAACAAGCAUAUUGGUAAAGACACCAUACCUUCUACCAACAUGAGAUCAGUUGUGGAUGAAGUUAUCACAGCUGGUAGACAAUUGGCCCACGAGGGAAGAUGUCCUUUGAUGUAUGAAUGGCAUGGGAAGAAAUACUGGGGUGCCGCCCAUGGACUUGCAGGAAUUAUGAAUGUUUUGAUGGACAUGGAACUCAAGCCAGAUGAGGUUGAAGAUGUCAAGGGUACACUGCUUUACAUGAUUAAGAAUCGUUUCCCUAGUGGCAAUUAUCCCUCCAGUGAAGGAAGUGAAUCUGACCGUCUUGUGCAUUGGUGUCAUGGAGCCCCUGGAGUCACUCUCACACUAGCAAAAGCAGCUGAGGUGUUUGGGGAUAAGGAAUUUUUGCAAGCAGCCACAGAUGCAGGGGAAGUAGUAUGGGAGAGGGGUCUGCUUAAGCGAGUUGGAAUUUGUCAUGGCAUCAGUGGAAACACCUAUGUCUUUCUUUCUCUAUACAGAUUGACAGGAAAUGUGGAGUACUUGUACAGAGCUAAAGCAUUUUCUUGCUUUCUACUUGAUAGAGCACAGAAAUUGAUCUCGGAAGGAAAGAUGCAUGGAGGAGAUCGUCCUUAUUCCUUAUUUGAAGGUCUUGGAGGAAUGGCAUAUACCUUUCUAGACAUGGUUGAACCACAAGUGGCAAAGUUCCCAGGGUAUGAACUUUGAAAAGAAAAGAAAAGAAAUAAACAACUUUUGGGGUUGACAAUGAUAUGAUGUAAUCUGACAAAUUUUGUAAAUAUGGAAAAAAAAAAAAAAAAAAAAAACUCCGGAGUUGUGUCUUUGAAGUGCAAUCUGAGAUGUAACAGUAGAGUGUGAUGCAUUGUUCCAGCUCCUAGUGCUCUAUGAUACUUGCUAAAA